This is a messenger RNA of Mangifera indica (mango), 2879 nucleotides long. RefSeq names its product F-box protein At5g51370-like. Gene Ontology annotation, biological process: SCF-dependent proteasomal ubiquitin-dependent protein catabolic process. The transcript has 4 exons. Gene Ontology annotation, molecular function: protein binding. The record is from RefSeq and is a predicted model, not a curated record. Lineage: Eukaryota; Viridiplantae; Streptophyta; Magnoliopsida; Sapindales; Anacardiaceae. Gene Ontology annotation, cellular component: SCF ubiquitin ligase complex. The coding region runs from base 139 to 1650 and encodes 503 amino acids.
UGGUAAAUCACUGAGAAAAUCUGCACACCCCACAAAAUCUAAUCCAAGAUCUGCCAUGUCCGGGCAGCCAAAAGACAAGAAAUUGAAUUUUUUAAUAAUUCAGAUUUGAUAAAAACCCUAACCCUAACCCUAUUUGAAAUGUCACAUUCAACAGAGAAAAGCCCUUGCGCUAGCCCUAGAGCGAGAGCAAAGGGGCUCAAAGCCUUCAGUUUACCAGCAGAUUUUUGGUUCAAAGAGCGAGAUCUGAAACACGCGCUUGCCAAAAUGCAUCUGAAAAAAUCUGUGUCUUCAGGUUCAACACCGGCGGAUUCCCCGAGAGCGUCAUCAAAGCAGCCUAAUCUACAGUUUUUUCAAUCUUUUAAGGUAGACCCGCCCGGACCUGAUCACUUCUCCCAACUUUCCGACGAGCUUCUUCUUCAGAUUUUCUCGAAGCUCCCAAUAUCUCAGCAUGUUUCUAAUUCUUUAGUAUGCAAACGCUGGCUAUACCUUCAUGGCCGUUUGGUUCAAUCCCUCAACGUAACCGACUGGUCGUUCAUUGAAUCGGGUCGGGUCUUUUUACGGUUCCCGAAUCUUUCGGAUAUAAACAUCAUUCGUGCCUGUUUUCGUACAUCGAAAAAUUCGGGGAUUUUGGUGACUCACAAGGCAUUAUCGGUUCAUGUGGAUACUCGGGUUUCUUCAACGAACGGGUUUGUUGACCAAAUCGAAAACCUUUUACCAUCUGAUUUAGUUGACCAAGGGCUGGAAUUGCUGGCUGAAAAGUAUCCGAAUCUGAGGAGAGUAGUCGUUAUUGGCGCAAGUGAAAAUGGUUUAUUGAGUAUUGCUGAUGAGUGUCACACUUUGCAAGAAUUGGAGUUACAUUGUUGUGGGGAUUUAUCAUUGAAGGGUAUUUCUGUCUGUCAAAACUUACAAGUAGUGAAAUUGAUAGGUUCGAUUGAUGGAUUUUAUAGUUCAGUUGUUUCAGAUAUUGGUCUAACAAUAUUGGCGCAGGGUUGUAGAAGAUUAGUGAAAUUAGAGUUAACUGGAUGUGAAGGAAGCUAUGAUGGGAUUAAAGCUAUUGGUCAAUGCUGUCAAAUGUUAGAAGAGUUAACCCUUUGUGAUCAUAGAAUGGACGGAGGGUGGUUGUCAGCUCUGACGUUUUGUGGGAAUUUGAAAACGUUGAGGCUUCAAUUAUGUAAGGGUAUUGAUUCGAGUCCUGGGUUGCCUCAGCAUUUGGGGUCUUGUUUGACUCUUGAGGAAUUGCAAUUGCAGGGGUGUCAACUAAGAGAUAAGCAGAGUGUGGAAGCUCUCUUUUUGGUUUGUGAGAACGUUAGGGAGAUCAUUUUGCAAAACUGUUGGGGAUUGGAGGAUGAUGUGUUUGGCCUUGCCAGUAUUUGCAGGAGGGUGAAGAUUCUGUCUCUGGAAGGAUGCUCUUUGCUAACAACUGGAGGCCUGGAGUCGGUCGUUCUAUCUUGGAAGGAGCUCCAAAGACUAAGAGUAGUAUCGUGUAACAAGAUAAAGGAUAGUGAAAUCACACCUUCACUGGCAUCCCUGUUUUCUGUCUUGAAAGAGUUGAAAUGGCGGCCAGAUUCCAGGUCUCUGUUGUCAUCUGGUCUUGCAGGGACUGUAGUGGGAAAGAAAGGUGUUAGAUUUUUCAAGGGUUUGAAGCCUUAAAAUGUGUCAUUUGAUGUGGAUAAUCUUGGUUUCAAAUUCAUGCUGCAACUGCAAUAAAUCUCAGCAGAUACAUACACACACUCUAUAGGAAUUCAUAAAUUUUCAUUAAAUCAUCUAAUUUAGAUGCAUAGCAUGGUGAUUAGAGCGGCUGAUCUCUCUCUGCACAGAUAAGGCCUGCCAUAGUGGGCUGCCAGAUGAAGUAUAUACUAAUUUCUCUUCAACCCAAUUAGUGUAUGUGAGGCAACUUAUGUCCAAAUUUCAUUGUUAAACUAGAGUAACUUUUUUUAUGUAUGUUGAUGUCAGUACUGUUUUUCUAACAUUAAGCAAGGUUAGAUAUGUUAAAUUUUUUUAAUCAGAUGGUUCAGACUUUUUAAUGAUUUAGUGUAAGCAAAAAAAUUAGUAAACUUAAUCUUUCCUUGGUACUGUCAGAUUGUCUUCAGUUUGAUGGAUCUGCAAUAUCAUCAUAUCUUCAUGCAAUCGUCAGUGCAGCUCUUGUAUUUUCUAUACAUGUCCAAACUGUUCUGCAGAUUUUCUAGUGACUGUGUUUAUUCGAUGAUAAUAAUGUCUGGUGCUACCUUGCCUUUAGUAUCAUUUGAAAGCAAUGGCUGACUUCGUCAAAAGGAAUCUCUAAGAAAUAGAUUUAUAGGAUGUUCAAUGACGAAGAUCUGGUUGAUUUGACGUGCAGUUUUCAACUGGUAUUCAAGACUGGUGAAAUCUAUGGGAAGCAUUUUAAGCAAUGAUGGAAGUAAGUUUGAGGAUAUGCUGAAAAUAUAUUGUGAAGAGAUACCCAUUGCUGGAGGAUUUUGCCCAUAAACUUGAAGCAAAAUCAUUGUAGGCCCCCACACGAAUUGGGGAAAGAAUAUGAGAAUAAUUUAAGGUUCAUUAUUCUUCUUUGGACAGGAUACGUGGGUUUGCUGACAUAAAGAGUAGUAGAAUGGAUGAUAAUCAGGAAAUACAGAACUGCGUAGGAUAUCAUCUAGUUUUGGAGUUAUUCGGUGGUGCCUAUCAAGGGUGAGAAAAGAUUGAGUGGCUUGAGUAACUCAAGGCUAAGAACAGUUAUUGGAUUUUAAGAUUCUUGCGUAAUUUUUAUGUAUUUAUUUUUAUUUUUUAUAGUUUUUUGUGAGGCUGUUGAUCAGCCGGCUAGUCCUCAGUUAAGUUGUUGAUAUGUUUGAGAAUAAACUCAAACAUACUUUGAUUUAUUUUAUUAAAAUAAACUCAAACUUGAUUCA